AUAUAUGGGCUGUUCCACCGUGAAACCGCCAAGCAAAUACCUCUCCCUCCUCUACAAAAAUGGUGAGCUUGAAGGAUUCUUACAUAGUGAAGCCAGCGGAGCAGACACCAAAUGAUCUCAUGUGUUUAUCAGAUUGUGACCAGACUAAAGCCAUAACUCAUGCACCAACAGUCUAUUUCUAUCGACCUACCUCAAAGUUCGAUGAUACUCCCAGCCCAAUAGACAUCCUAAGAGACUCUCUCAGCAAAGCACUUGUUGUCUUCUACCCUCUUGCUGGCCGCUUGCACUUGAUUGGCGGCCGAGGCCGCCUCGAGCUCCACUGCAACUCCAUGGGAGCUCUGCUCCUCGAAGCCGAGUCCGAAACCAAAAUUGAGGACUAUGGUGACUUCGCUCCAACUCCACAGAUCAGAGCCCUCAUACCAUCCGUAGACUACAACUUGCCUAUUCAUGAACUGCCUUUAGUUUUAGUGCAACUCACCAAGUUCAGCUGCGGUGGCAUUAGUAUCGGCUUGGGGAUAUCCCAUGUCUUGGUUGAUGGCUGGAGUGCGCUCCACUUCGUCGCCGAGUGGUCCAAAAUAGCUCUUUGCGAGCCAUCAGACAGCCCUCCAUUUCAUGAUCGCUCCUUAUUAUUACUAGCCAAUGGUUCACCACGUUUUGAUCACAUAGAAUACAAUCCUCCACCACUCUUGAUUGGUCACUCGGAUAACUUGGAGGAACGAAAGAAGGAAACGGUGGUGAACAUGUUGAAACUAAGCAAAGACCAAAUCGACAAGUUGAAGAAGAGAGCAAAUGAGGGUAAGAGUAGCGACGAGAAGAAUGGCCGCGGCUAUAGUCGGUAUGAGGCUGUUGCUGGACAUAUGUGGAAGUGCGCAUGCAGGGCUCGAAAACUCAAAAGCGAACAGCAAACAAAUUUAUAUGUUGCCAUAGAUCUCCGGAACCGUUUGAAACCAGCGUUGCCAAAGUGCUACUUCGGAAAUGCAGCCACUCGGACAGCAGCAAUAGGCGUCUCCGGCUUGAUUGUGUCGGAGCCGUUGUGUUAUGCUUCGAGUAAGAUUAGAGAAGCAAUAGACAGGAUGACAGAUGAGUACCUGAGAUCAUCUCUUGCUUUUUUGAGAUGCCAAGAGGAUGUGUCUCGGUACCGUAAUUUUCACACAGUUGGGUGCACCCAGGGGGCAUUUUAUGGGAACCCAAAUCUUGAGAUCACGACUUGGGCAGGUCUUCCUGUUUAUGGUGCUGAUUUCGGGUGGGGAAAGGAGAUUCAUAUGGGACCUGGAUCAAUAGGUUUUGAUGGCAAGUCUUUUAUUCUCCCCGAUCACGAUGAAGAUGGAUCCUUUAUCAUUGCAUUGCGGUUGCAGGUGCCACAUAUGGAUGCCUUUAGGAAAUUCUUUUAUGAAGAUAUCUAAUUAAUACUCAUGUUUUGUAGGAGCACUCUCAUAUCCUACCAUUUCCUUAACUAGAAUUAGGUGGGUUAUUCUACCAUGUGUGAGAUUAAUAAUUGGUUUUUGGGUCAGAAGCCAAAUGAAUGUAAUAAGUCCAACUUCGCCUUGGAUCUCUUGUAUUAGUAUGCUUCUUUUUCAACCUGAUAACAA
This is a messenger RNA of Cornus florida, 1589 nucleotides long. Its product is annotated as spermidine hydroxycinnamoyl transferase-like. NCBI's taxonomy places the organism in Eukaryota, Viridiplantae, Streptophyta, Magnoliopsida, Cornales, Cornaceae. Gene Ontology annotation, molecular function: acyltransferase activity, transferring groups other than amino-acyl groups. The transcript has a single exon. Bases 60 to 1403 code for a protein of 447 amino acids. The record is from RefSeq and is a predicted model, not a curated record.